UUCAGGUUUUCCCUCCUGUCAACUUCACCCUUACAGUCCCUGCAUUAGCACAAGUGCUGUUACACUGGCAACCACCCCCUCAGCAAGAACAAAAAAACUACACUGUUAGAUACGAGGUGAAAAUCCUGAGCCCUGUGCCUGAAGAGUAUGACACCAAGAGGACUCAGAGCACCCGAACUGCUGCGCUGCACGACGGCUUCUCAGCGUGCAUUCGGACCUUGCUUCUCCACAGUCACCUCCAGGUGAGCAGUGACUGGGUGAAGCAAGAGCUCCCACCUCUGCCAGGUGCUCCAGAGACGUCUGUCACUAAUCUGUCCUGUGUUACUCGCCUCAGCAUUUCUAGCACUGUUUCUCUCCAUUGCACUUGGCUUCCUGGCCAAAGGGCACCAGAAGACACCAAGUACUUUCUAUUUUACAGGUAUGAGGCGUACACUGAAGAAUGCCAGGAUUAUACCAAAGACAAGUGGAACAGGAACACUGAGUGCAGCUUUCCCAUCACUCACAUUGAUGCAGAAGAGGUUGACAAUGUCAUUGUAAUCCACGUUAAUGGGUCCAGCAAGUAUGCUGCAAUCAAGCCUUUUCAGCAGUUAUUUAACCAAAAUGCCAUUGAGAAAGUGAAUGUUCCCAGAAAUGUCACUGUAUUCUUAGAGCAAAAUGAUCUCCUGGCCACAUGGGAGAAGCCAAUUUCUCCUUUCCCUAAAGAGUGUUUUGAAUAUGAAUUUUACCUCUUCAACAUGAAGUCAGGGAACAAGCAGGUAAUUGCUUCUCUGUUGCCCAAAUAUUACACAACAUUCCUGUCUCUGAGCUGA
Messenger RNA from Merops nubicus (carmine bee-eater), 809 nucleotides. It is a transcript of the gene IL5RA, whose product is annotated as interleukin 5 receptor, alpha. The annotation marks the transcript as partial. The transcript is spliced from 5 exons. Gene Ontology annotation, molecular function: protein binding; cytokine receptor activity. Gene Ontology annotation, cellular component: membrane. The record is from RefSeq and is a predicted model, not a curated record. NCBI's taxonomy places the organism in Eukaryota, Metazoa, Chordata, Aves, Coraciiformes, Meropidae.